GCAGGCAGAGUUGUCUGGAGCAGCAUGAGGCAGAGCCGCAGACCCGGGCUGCUGCUGCUCCUGGGAGCCGUGGUCCUCACGGAAGGUUUCCAGGCAGCUCAGCGCGCCUGUGGGCAGCGUGGCCCUGGCCCCCCCGAGCCUCAGGAGAGCAACACGGAGCCUGGCGAGUGGCCGUGGCAGGCCAGUGUGAGGAGGCAAGGGGUCCACGUCUGCAGUGGCUCGCUGGUGGCAGACGCCUGGGUCCUUACUGCUGCCCACUGCUUUGAAAAGGUGGCAGUGACAGAACUGAACUCUUGGUCAGUUGUGCUGGGUUCUCUGCAGCGUGAGGGGCUGAGCCCAGGGGCUGAGGCCGUGGGGGUGACGUCCCUGCAGUUCCCCAGGGCCUAUAACCACUACAGCCAGGGCUCAGACCUGGCCCUGCUGCAGCUCACCCGGCCCGUGGCCCGCACACCCGUCUGCUUGCCCCAACCUGCCCACCGCUUCCCCUUUGGGACCUCCUGCUGGGCCACCGGCUGGGAUCAGGACAUCAAUGAGGCUCCCCAGACCCUGCGGAAUCUGCGCCUGCGUCUAAUCAGCCGCCCCACGUGUAACUGUCUCUACAACCGGCUGCACCAGCGGCUGCUGGCCAGCCCGGCCCGGCCAGGGAUGCUGUGUGGGGGUGCCCAGCCUGGGGUGCAGGGGCCCUGUCAGGGAGAUUCUGGCGGUCCCGUGUUGUGCCGAGAGCCCAGUGGACGCUGGGUACAGGUUGGGAUCAUCAGCUUUACAUCAAGCUGUGCCCAGGAAGACACUCCCGUGCUGCUGACCAAUAUGGCUGCUCACAGCUCCUGGCUGCAGGCCCGAGCUCGGGGGGCAGCCUUUCUGGCCCAGAACCCAGGGACCCUGGAGAUCAGCGAUGAGGACAGCUGCGUAGCCUGUGGGUCCCUGAGGAGAGACGGUCCCCAGGCAGGAGCCCCGUCCCCAUGGCCCUGGGACGCCAGGCUGAAGCACCAGGGGAAGCUGGCCUGUGGCGGGGCCCUGGUGUCAGAGGAGGCCGUACUGACCGCUGCCCACUGCUUCAUUGGGCGGCAGAGCCCAGAGGAAUGGAGCGUAGGGCUGGGGGCCGGGCCAGUGGAGCGGGGCCUCAGGCAGCUCAUCCUGCAUGGAGCUUACACCCACCCCGAAGGGGGCUACGACGUGGCCCUCCUGCUGCUGGCCCAGCCCGUGACACUGGGCCCCAGCCUGCGGCCCCUCUGCCUGCCCUAUGCUGACCACCACUUGCCUGAUGGGGGACGUGGCUGGGUCUUGGGGCUGGCCCACCAUGUUGCAGGCCCCGGCUCCCCUCAGACAGUGCCUGUCACGCUCCUGGGCCUCAGCGCCUGCAACCGGCUGCUCACAACCCUUGAGAGUGAUGGCAUCACCCUCCUGCCAGGGAUGGUGUGUACCAGCGUGGUGGGUGAGCUGCCCCGCUGUGAGGGCCUGUCUGGGGCGCCGCUGGUGCACGAGGUGAGGGGCACCUGGUUCCUGGCUGGCCUGCACAGCUUCGGUGACGCCUGCCACGGCCCCGCACGGCCUGCGGUCUUCACAGCACUGCCCACGUACGAGCCCUGGGUCAGCGGUCUGGACUGGCAGGUCUACUUCACCGAGGAGCCCCAGCCCGAGCCUGAGCCCCAGCCGCAAAGCUGCCUGGCCAACACGAGCCAACCAGCUGGCUGUUGACCCUGGGACACUGCAAACAUGUCACUGCCUCUGCCCCUCCAACCCACGCCCAGGCGAUGCCAGGCACUGGGGAGGCCCACAGCCGGGGGGCUUUGGGACGG
Rhinolophus ferrumequinum (greater horseshoe bat) is the source of this 1796-nucleotide messenger RNA. RefSeq names its product serine protease 53 (gene PRSS53). The transcript has 11 exons. Lineage: Eukaryota; Metazoa; Chordata; Mammalia; Chiroptera; Rhinolophidae. Gene Ontology annotation, biological process: proteolysis. The coding region runs from base 25 to 1695 and encodes 556 amino acids. Gene Ontology annotation, molecular function: serine-type endopeptidase activity. The record is from RefSeq and is a predicted model, not a curated record.